AAUCAGAUCAAAGCCCAAACCUUUUCUAGGGUUUACAUUCUCUCUCCUCCUCCUUCUCUCUCCUCUUCCCUCCCUCUCUCUAGAGGCUUCUCGGCUGCGUCUUCUUCACUCAGCAUGUCGAACAACCUGGUAUCACAGCCUCUAUCAAUACCAAGUACACAAAUGGUUCCAUUGGAAGCCAUUCCAAAUAGAGUGGAAUCAUCCAUGCAAGAUGUCCAAAUGGGUUUCCCUGGGAUUGGUCCUGAUGAAUCUGCCUCACAGCCUUCACUGUUAAGACAACAAAGCAGAAACGUUGGCACUAUGUCAAUGUACGAGAAUAAUGCUGGAUAUUUAGAGGGGAGGGAAAAUUUUUUGGUGCCACAAAGAACUUCAAUGCCAAUAGAAGAUAUGGGUAACAUGUUCAAUAAUCAGGCAGUGCAGCAGCUUCCGAUGAUGAACAAGAGGAAGGCUUCGAUGGGUCCCAUGCCCAGCAGCCCUUCGCCUCGAUCAGCUAUGGUGCCUAAUAAGCGAGCAGCCCAAGUGGAGCAUAGGCCGUGGUUGCAACCAUCAGCACCAACUAGAAAAAGUAUGCCUGGCCAGUCCAUAUCGACACCAGGAGUAAAACACUCGCCGGCUCCAAACAGGAAGCUGGGACCAGCGGAAUCCAUUUCCCCAAGAUCGGCGCCACAGCGUCUAUCAGUUCCAAAGAAUCAGAUGUCUAAUGUGCAGCCAUCUCCAAAGGUUCAAUCUGAUUCAUCUGGGUCAGUGAGAUCCAAGAUGAGGGAAUCGCUAGCUGCAGCAUUAGCUUUGGUCAAUUAUGAGGAAGGUAGAUCUCCAAUUGGAAAAGAUUCCAAAAACAGGGAUUUAAGUGCACAAAGUUCGAGAGUGGACGCCCAGCCUGCACCCAAUCCCGGUGAUGCUGUUGAUAAUGUACAUGAAGUUCAGGAGGGGAAAGUCACUUCUUGUGAUGGAUUUGGUAUCCAUCAUGUCCGUAAUAGCUCUAUUGUGUCGCAGGAGGCUUUUGCUACCGAACGCAGCGGUGAUUCCAACACAUCCUCAAUAUCUAAUGUCCAGGACUUGCAACGUGGUAGUGUUCUGGUUCCAGAGGAUCUUCCUUUCAGUGACAACUUCUUUGUGAAAGAUGAGCUUUUGCAAGGGAAUGGACUAUCUUGGGUAAUGGAUUCAGACCAAAAUCCGGCGGAAAGAAGGGGUAAUCAAGACAGUGAAAUGAAAGAGAAAGUGCAUGAUGAAUUGAAUGGACGAAGUGCAAUGGCAUUCCAAUCCCCGGAAGUUUUGGCAUCCAGGAUUGAAGCUGAGCUCUUUAAAUUAUUUGGGGGUGUUAAUAAGAAAUAUAAAGAGAAGGGUAGGUCUUUGUUGUUCAAUUUGAAGGAUCGCAGUAACCCUGAACUGAGAGAAAGAGUUGUUUCUGGAGGAAUUCCUCCAGAAAGACUUUGCUCUAUGACUGCUGAAGAACUUGCUUCAAAGGAGCUUUCCGAGUGGCGAAUGGCAAAGGCUGAAGAAUUUGCUCAAAUGGUAGUUUUACCGGAUGCUGAGGUUGAUAUCAAGCGUCUGGUGAGGAAAACGCAUAAGGGGGAGUUUCAAGUGGAAGUGGAGCAGGAUGAUGUCUCAGCGGAGGUUUCAAGUGCGGUAACUUCUGGUCAUCUUGAUCCGAAAAAAGCUGAUGAUCAGGAAUCCCCUGCGAAUGAACCUGGAGAAAAGGAUGAGAACAUGAAGGCUGGAGGUAGAAAGAGUGAUUUAGCAGUCCAGGGUGCUGCAUACACUCUUACAAUUCCCACUGAAGACCAUGCAUCGGAUGUAGAUAUUAUGGAAGAAAAUGUGACGGAGGAUCUCCCUCCAAUUGUGUCCCUAGAUGAAUUUAUGGAAUGCCUGGAAUCAGAGCCUCCGUUUAAAGAUUUACAGGCAGAUGCUGGAAAGUCUGAGCCUGCUUCUGAAAAGGUUUUGAAGAUUAGAUCCUCUGAGGGAAGUCUGAAUGACUCAGCUGAUAUGACUGAAAAGAAGUCCGUUGAAAUAUCCCAGCCUGCCUCUGAAAAGGAUUUGAAGGCUAAAUCUCCUGAGAGAAGUCCGAAUAACACCACUAAUGUGACUGAAGAGGAGUCUAGCAAAGUUGAUGAAACAUUGUCCCUGGCUAACAUUGACAUUAGAUCUAGUGACCACCAUGGAAAAUAUGAUAGCAAACAUCAUACAGUAGCAUCGAAGGGUGAGCUGAUUUGGGAAGGCUCCCUUCAACUUAUAACGUCCAUUAUCUCAGUAAUUGGCAUUUUUAAGAGCGGUGAGAAGACGCCGUCGAAGGAUUGGAGCAGGUCUCUAGAGAUCAAGGGGAGGGUCAGACUUGAUGCAUUUGAGAAGUUCCUUCAAGAUCUACGCAUGUCCCGUAGUCGUGCAAUCAUGGUGGUGCAUUUUGUUUGUAAGGAGGAAUCAUCUGAGAGUGACCGUGCAAGCCUUGGCGAGGUUGCAGAUUCGUAUGUCUUAGAUGAGAGAGUGGGUUUUGCUGAGCCUUCCCAAGGAGUGGAACUCUACCUUUGUCCACCCCAUGCCAGAAUCCGUGAAAUGCUCAGCAGGAUCCUACCGGAAGACCAGCUUAACGUGCUUAGCGAUGUAGAAAACGGCCUUAUUGGUGUUGUUGUAUGGAGAAGAAGUCAUUUAACUUCCGCAAUACCAUCCCACACCACUAAAUUUACCUCAAAAAAGCAGCAUUUGUCCUCUAGGAGGCAUCAAGAAAAGGAUGUAAACUUUAAUUCGAACUUGCAUCACGGGCUUCUCGCCCAUCCUAGUAGCAUUCAACAACAACCUAUUGUUGAUGGGGAUGACGAUGACGAUGUUCCCCCUGGGUUCGGCCCCGGUGCAGCGAGAGCUGCCCGGGACGAAGAUGACCUGCCGGAGUUUAAUUUUUCUGGUGGGUCGAGGUCGGUGGGAUUGAACCCGACCCAGAACAUGUCUGCUGGUUCGGGACUGGCUCCCUCUUAUGGGCAUACCCGAGCAGCACCUGUAUCGCACAUAAGGGAACUCAUACAUAAGUAUGGACAAACAGGAGUGGGUGCUCCUUCAGAAAACUAUGGUGUUCCGGUUCAGCCGUGGAAUGAUGACGAGGACGACAUUCCAGAGUGGAAUCCACAGGGCUUAUAUAACAUACAACAGCCAUCGCGGGGUAGGGCGGAAGUGCGUGUUGCAUCUGCCCAGCAAUCACAAAACUCCAGCCCCUAUUUAUCGCGAGAACCAUUAGUUAGGAACGCGCAACAGCGGUCAGCAUCGGGCGUACAUGGGGGCCAAGUCUACGUUGCGCCCCAAGCUAGGCCACCUGGGUGGCGGCAAGACACUCGUAGGGAUAGAGGGUUUGAUCUUUCUUUUGGUUGGAUGUAAAUUUCGAUGUAAUUACUCUUUUGGAUUUCUUUUUAGAGAUUUGGGCAGUACUGUAAGAUCGGUAUUAUUAGAUUAUUGUCACCUUUUGGAGCUUGGCUUUAUUCUUUGGGUUGGAAGCUUCGCUUUUUGGAUUAA
Molecule: messenger RNA, 3492 nt
Organism: Eucalyptus grandis
Lineage: Eukaryota; Viridiplantae; Streptophyta; Magnoliopsida; Myrtales; Myrtaceae
Product: death-inducer obliterator 1
Exons: 5
Coding region: 115-3357 (1080 amino acids)
Biological process (GO): DNA-templated transcription
Cellular component (GO): nucleus
Source: RefSeq, a predicted model, not a curated record